Messenger RNA from Colletotrichum godetiae, 1025 nucleotides. RefSeq lists its product as uncharacterized. The record is from RefSeq and is a predicted model, not a curated record. Gene Ontology annotation, molecular function: lipase activity. The annotation marks the transcript as partial. NCBI's taxonomy places the organism in Eukaryota, Fungi, Ascomycota, Sordariomycetes, Glomerellales, Glomerellaceae. The transcript has 3 exons.
ACUAUUCCGCUCGAGUGCGAUGUGUACUCGUCUGGCGAAUAUCCGUCUAGUUCUCCCGUCUUCCUGUACUUCCACUCAGGUGGCCUCGUGAGCGGUUCCAGGGAAUGCGUUCCACCUUGGCUGGUACAGAUCUGCUUCAAGAAUCAAUGGGUCUUCGUUAGUGCGAGUUAUCGGAAGCUUCCCCAGGCCGAAGCUUCAGGUCUGCUCCAAGAUGCCACAGACGCUUACUGCUUUGCGAGAUGUUGGGGAGUUAUAGAUGAAUUUGCCUCAAAACGAAAUGUGAUCGUAGGCGGAUCAAGUUCGGGUUUCUUCAUGGCAUCCCUGACAGCCCAUCACCUCGAGCCAUCUCCCGUUGCGUUGUUAUCAAUCACCGGCAUCACUACCUUCCGUCAUCCAUUCUUCAGCUCUUCAGUCUUACUUCCACCAGAACCCAUACACGAAGCGCAAAUGAGCCAUCACCUGUCCACGCCGGUAUCCAUAGGAACAACAUCAGCGAAUAACCCACGGGUCUUUCACGUCGACAAGAUCCUUCAAGACGGCACCAAGAACACUGAGUUCGCACUGCCUCCGCUCCCUAUCUCAGAUGAUGGCAACUGCGACGAGUUCCCCCGAGGAUGUCUCUAUGACUACUACCUCUACCGAAACGAGUUUCUCAAUCUUGUUGGUGAAGUUGACCCAGGUUACGAGUGGGCUAAGGCCGAGGGGGCAAGCGUAGACUUGCAGCGUGGCCACACACGACCAUUAUACAGGGUGACGCUGAUGAAGAUGUUGGCCUCUGUGUGAGCACUCACAUGGUUCAUUGUCUCGGGGAAAGCAAGGUGAAGCUCUUCCUUGCCGAAGGACAGCCCCACCUUUACGAAGCGACGAGGUUCAUUGAAGACGAUGUGAAUGGAAUGCAUGCUGUUAGACAGGCAGUAUCGAGUCUGGAGGCCGACGUUGCUCGAUCACUUGCCUGAUCGAUACUGUCUCACUGAACCCAGGCGAGACGGAGCCAAGUACAAGCUAUUAGCGAGCUGUCAUUGUUC